Molecule: messenger RNA, 2121 nt
Organism: Podospora anserina S mat+
Lineage: Eukaryota; Fungi; Ascomycota; Sordariomycetes; Sordariales; Podosporaceae
Exons: 5
Coding region: 1-2121 (706 amino acids)
Molecular function (GO): ATP binding; ATP hydrolysis activity
Source: RefSeq, a predicted model, not a curated record
AUGUCUUCUGAGGAGACUAAGGUGGUUGCCACGCCUGAACCUGGCGAGCAGUGCGAUGUCAAACACCUCAAACGCAGCUAUGUGGAUGGAAGCAAUGACCCGGUGGUUACCGAGGGUGACUCGGAUCCGGUCAAAAAGGAGGAAGACACAAAACAUCAGUCAUUUGCCCUAGUGUCGACACAAAACUUCGAUAAGGAUAACAAUCGCACCGAUACAACGCUUUUGAUCAAUUCCAAGCACAUACUCGCCGCUCUCACAAGGGUAGUUCGUUACUAUCCCGACCAAGACGAGGAAUUCGACAAACCCUCUGAGCUGACAUCACCAUUCAAUCUUCUCUAUCAUCAUCGCAAGGAGCUUUCUGAGGAGGCUGCUAGGGUAGGCGGUGACGGUGCCCUCCAUCUCAACCUUCUCCUGAGCUACCUUGACAAGCAGAAGUGGGCCGAGGCCGAGACACUCACAGCUCGAGAGAAUCCUGUCAUUACAUUUGAUCUACUUUGGUUCGUUUUUAAACCCGGCGACUUGCUAUACAGGAUGGUAAACGGCGAGCCUGCUUUGUACUGGCUUGUGAGCGUGUGCUAUGACGAAACGCCAACAACAGGAGAUUCAUGGAAAUACCUCGAGCUUGAGUGUCUAUAUCAAGCACACGACGGAAAGAAAACGGGUGUGGUGCGGGAAAGUCUCAAAAUAUACGAACACCAGGAAUUUGCGGGCGAUACCCCCGAGAAGAUUACAAGCCUCUCAGUCUUUCCGCUAAAGUACCACAAAGACAGAGAAGGAAUAAAAGAACGCCUUGUGAAGCGCGGACAACGAUAUUUGGAGCUUGUGCAAAAGCAGGGCCAAGCAUAUCAUUACGAAGGUCUAUGCAGAAGGCUUAAAACACCUCCUGGGGGCUCAUACUUUUCCAGCGAAGAAAAAUUUAUUGGCGUCUGGCUCCCAGAAACAGCUACCGGAAGAGUCGUCUUAGACUGUUCAACAUUCAUGGAAGAUAAUCCUUUCCACCGCGUCAAUGUUUCCAAUUGGAGCAUCUCGAAAGAGAGUCUAGACAAAACAACCGAUGGCUUCGAUGACCCUACACUACUCUGUCUGCCAUAUGUCUAUGGAUAUUCUCUGGACAUGCGAUGCUGGUGUAUGUUCUCUGUAGACAAGGUGAAGACGGCCGACUGGAAACAUAAAGACUUUGAUUCGGUUGUCCUUCCGGAUGGAUAUAGGAAGAUCAUCACAUCACUUGUUAAAAGUCACAAAUUCGCCAGUCAUACCCGAGAUGAGACUGCCCUCAAAGGCAAGGGUCUGAUAUUUGUUUUGCAUGGCCCUCCUGGGACUGGCAAAACAAGAACAGCUGAAGCAAUUGCCGAGACAACCUCAAAGCCGCUCUUGCUAUUCCCAACCGGAGAACUCGGGGGUGAUCUCAGAAGCAUUCAGUCAGAGCUGAGGCGGCUAGUUAGAUACGGCACUGCAUGGAAGGCCAUUCUACUUAUCGAUGAGGCGGAUGUAUUUCUGGAAUCCAGACAGGUUGACGGACAUGUGUCGUUGGAGCGUAAUGCUCUCGUAGCAGUUUUCUUGAGGCAGCUCGAGUAUUUCCAGGGCAUCAUAUUUCUGACCUCUAACCGCGCCCAAAUGUUCGAUCCCGCAGUCAAGUCCCGCAUCAACGUUAUGCUGCACUACCCCUCGCCCGACAAAGAAACGCGAAAGGUGUUGUGGGCACAACGGCUAGGACCAAUAUUGAAACUCAAAUCCUUGCCAAGAUGCGAACUGGAUCUAAAUUCAGCAACGGAGACACUGUCGGAGUAUGAGAUGAACGGUCGGGAGAUUUCAAAUGCUGUCAACUCGGCUUUGACCAUAGCCAAAGCUGAUACGCUCACCCUUAACAUGGACCACCUUCGGUCUGUGGCAAAAAUAUGGAAAGACUCACAGGAAAAGAGCGUCGAAGUGGGACCAGUUGUGGACGCAGUUCAGGAGAUCAAAAGGAUUCCGUCUAUCAGUGAGGUUCUUAGGACACUUAAAAUCCCGCUUUGGGUCUGGAAACUAUUCGUUUCAGCAUUCCUUGCUGGCGCUCUAUUUCAAGGGUCCCUUAAAAUCUUUAAGGCAAGGAUAAGGUGGCGAGGGCGUCGAGCUCACAGGUGA